This is a messenger RNA of Gastrolobium bilobum, 1987 nucleotides long. Its product is annotated as agamous-like MADS-box protein AGL65. The transcript is spliced from 12 exons. Bases 338 to 1516 code for a protein of 392 amino acids. Gene Ontology annotation, biological process: positive regulation of transcription by RNA polymerase II. Lineage: Eukaryota; Viridiplantae; Streptophyta; Magnoliopsida; Fabales; Fabaceae. Gene Ontology annotation, molecular function: RNA polymerase II cis-regulatory region sequence-specific DNA binding; protein dimerization activity; DNA-binding transcription factor activity, RNA polymerase II-specific. The record is from RefSeq and is a predicted model, not a curated record.
GCAACACAGAAGCUGAAUGUAAUGGAAGAGAGAGAGAGAGAGAGAGGCUUUCAUGGUAAAGAAGCUGUUUGCUGCAAACGUUGCAAACAAUUGGGUUCCGACAAUCUCACCGUCCAUUGCAGAAUCUUAAACAAAAUUUUAACCUUGGCUGGUUCCCCAAACUUUAUAGGCCGAAAUCACAGCUACACCCACCGUCCUCAAAAUCUAGUUAACUCUUAUCAUAUCCUCUUCCAAUGUUUUCUUCUUCUCUCCUUGAUCUGCUUCGGUGUUUCAAAUCUUCUUUUGUUGCUGUAAACUGGGUGCCAUUCAAGACAACGUCUUCAGUAUCUCAACAAGGAUGGGAAGAGUUAAACUGAGGAUCAAGAAAUUAGAGAGCACGAGUACCCGGCAUGUGACUUAUUCGAAGCGGAAAAGUGGAAUAUUAAAGAAAGCAAAGGAGCUAUCAAUAUUAUGUGAUAUUCAUAUUGCCCUUCUCAUGUUUUCUCCUACAGGAAAGCCUACAUUGCUACAAGGACAGCGCAGGGGUGCCAAUGGUCUAGUCUGUGGUUCACAAAUUAAAAAAAUCAAAACAAACCACCAUUCGCUGUUUGGAUCAGUUCCCUACCAGAGUACUUUUGAGGAGGUCAUUGCAAAAUUUGCUCAACUUAACCCACAAGAAAGGGCCAAAAGGAAAUUGGAAAACCUUGAAGCACUGAAGAAAACCUUCAAGAAGUUGGAUCAUGAUGUAAAAGUACAAGAUUUCUUGGGUUCAAGCAGUCAAAUAGUGGAGGAAUUAACUCAUAAAGUGAGGAUUCUACAAGCUCAACUUUCGGAAGUACAUGAGAGACUGAGUUAUUGGAUUAAUGUAGAGAAGAUCAACAAUUUAGAACAUAUUAGGCAAAUAGAAGACUCACUCAGAGAAUCAAUUAAUCGAGUGCAUCUACAGAAGGAAAAUAUCAGAAAACACCAAAUGAUUUCACUUGAAUGUGCAAGCCAGUUACAGGAAGGGAUGAGUUUACCCCUGAUGAUGUCUGACGUGCAAGAAUCCCAACACCUUCCUUGGCUUUUGACUAAUGACAAUCAUCAAUUGAUGUUUCCCAGUGAACCAAAUUUUCUGCCAUUUCGAUAUAAUCCCAAUAGAGAUGCUGAGUGCUCCCCUGAUGUUUCACUGCCAGGCUAUUCUGGUUAUAUUGGCAGCAAUAAACUUGAGGUUAGUAGAUCACCUCAAGUCUCUACAUUGUGUCAGGGAGGUGGUGCAUUGGAUGAGUUAAAUGGAGCUGCUUGCUUAGAUGUACAACAUUGUGAGCAGUUUGCAUAUCCUCCUCCACCAGAUAAUGAGCAAGUAAAGCAUCACCCAGAGAUGAAUAGUAAACCAAACCCUGAGAUUUACCAAGUUCAUAAUGGCUUUGAUACUCCUAGACCACUGUUUGAGACUGGAUAUCAGUUCUGGAGUUCUGCUUCUGGGCCUUGCGGUAUUGCAAUGUAUAAUGAGAAUGGCUACCAUAGGGUAAGAUGUCCUUUAUUAUAUUCAAUUUAGUUCAUAGUCCAGGGUAGAUUGUGAACUUAAAUUUGUCAAAAGGGGCUGGGAUAAGUAAAUAUUCAAUUGUUUUAUUUUUAUACUUUUUUAACUCUCUAGUUUUCUAGCUAAUUGCAUGUAUUUUGCAGUAACUCAUUGCUUUCACCAGCAAUGCUAAGCUUUUUCCAAUUGAGAAGAAGUAUUUUAACCGAAAUGAUGUGACCAAUACUUGUGGAUGAGCUUCUCACACAAAACCCAGACUCAGCUUCUUCUCCACCUAUAAGGUCAAUGACUCCAUGGUCAAUGGAGUUCAUAUAGGUGGGUUUUAGCCACCAAAUAUGUUAACUGUAUAUAUUAUAGUGUACAAUACUUAUAGGAUUACAGUUUGUCCACAUAUAAAUAUUUCAGUUAUCUUGACUGACUGAUUUACCAUUGGUAGAGUUUUGAAGUUUCAUUCAGUGAUCCAAGCUGUAAAUUUGAAUUUUUAGAAAA